Fonsecaea monophora is the source of this 1617-nucleotide messenger RNA. RefSeq lists its product as hypothetical. The transcript has 5 exons. Lineage: Eukaryota; Fungi; Ascomycota; Eurotiomycetes; Chaetothyriales; Herpotrichiellaceae. Gene Ontology annotation, molecular function: DNA binding; zinc ion binding. Gene Ontology annotation, biological process: DNA-templated transcription. Bases 1 to 1617 code for a protein of 538 amino acids. The record is from RefSeq and is a predicted model, not a curated record.
AUGUCUGAUUCUAUCAAUAAGCGCCUGCACCGAACUCCCAACAAGACUUAUCCAAAGGUGAGGUUCUCGGAGCAGUCAACUCAGUUGCAACUGACCCGAGAAGAGCGGUCUGAGUAUAUCAAAUGUUAUUUCGAUUUUGUGCAUCCAGUGUUUCCCUUUUUAGUGCAGAAAGAGUUUGAAGAACAGGCAAGCGAUCCAGAACUUGAUCUUGUGUUAGAACAAGAUGCCCCAUUUUUUGUUUUGUACCAUGCCGUCCUCGCGAUCGGCAGCCAGUACAAAGGCCACGGGUCGUUCGACGCCGGAAGAGGAAGAUCAUGGCACUUAUUUCAAGCAGCUCUAGGCCGAUUCCAUGAAUUGAAAGGUCCAAGACUCGGCUUAGUAACAAUCCAGUUCUUAUUCGCUAUGACACCGUCUGGUUCUCAAAUUGCGGAGACGCAAUUAUCAGAAGCUGCAAGGAUGGCUCAAUUUGCUCGACUCAACAAAGGUUCGGCUGGGGCGGCAGAGGGUGCCCACCAAAGGACCUUCUGGGUUAUCUAUUCAGUGGAGAAGUUGUCAUGUUUUACCCAGGGAAGAACCUCCGUAAUUUCCGAUGAUGACAUUGGUUGCCAUAUCCCAGACGUUCCUGAAGCCGUCUUUGGCGAUUUCAACUGGUUCCUGUCCUCAGUCCGCUUUGGACGAUUGCUUUCCAAGGCUCAGACUAAGCUUUUCUCGGUCAGCGCGACCAUGAAAUCCAAGAACGAGUAUUGGCAAGACCUUCAAGGCAUCAACGACGAUUUGGAGACUUGGAGGAUGUCUGUACCCUCAAAUUUUCGGCCGAGGGAAAGUUUUACACGUGCACGGUUUGGGAGCCUGGCUUCCGUAGUGGUCGCGUUGCGGACACACCUUGUUUAUCAUAACAUGGUGAUGGUGCUGUGUCGGCUACGUUUGAAGGUUGCUGAGACGACUUCAAGUGCAUAUCUCUCACAAUGCCGCGAAAACUUUAUGAGCUCUGCCCGUCAGGUGAUUGAGCUGACGGCCCAUCUCGAAGUGGAGCCAUACACACCCUCCCUGCUCUUGUCGGCGGUCCCUCUAUCGGCAUUUCUCAGCCUUUUCCAGCUCGUCAUCAAUAAUCCGACACAUGUCCAGACACAAGACAACGUGACUUUUUUGCAGGUCGCUGCAGGAUAUUUCCGCCGUCUAGAAUACGCCACCAAACAUGUCUUUCCAUACUCUAUCCUUCCCACUCUCGCAGCUCUUGCCCAGGAGUUCGUCCAACGGCUGUCAAAUCCUCAAGACGCAUCUUUCAUGAGAAAUGAGUUGUUGAAGUCGCCGGAUGACAACCCUGCUGCCGGACCUGGAUUGGGCACGCAAAUGACACCCCUCCUGGGACUAUUGGCGGGUCCUACAGGAUCUUCACAGGCGAACGAAAACUUUGAUUCCACUUUCAAUGAAGCGAAUGGAGCAAAUGGAGCAAAUGGAGCAAAUGCACUUGAGUCGCUGUCGACCGUGUUAGAGGACACCGAAUUUUCCGACGCAGGCUCACAGGCACUACAAGGAAAUGAGAUCAUGCAAUUUUUCGGGACAUUUUCGGAUGAGAUGUGUGACCCAAUGCAUGACACCUAUUUUGGUUGGCAGUAA